Molecule: messenger RNA, 15418 nt
Organism: Amoebophrya sp. A25
Lineage: Eukaryota; Dinophyceae; Syndiniales; Amoebophryaceae
Source: the annotation of a GenBank genome assembly
UCUAGUGCGGCUUCUAGACACGGGACUUUUAUCGGACCUGUCAGAUGUACCAGACGAUAGUGGCGAUGAAGGUAAAAAUGACGCAGAGUCAGUAGAAGAAGUAGCGGGGAAGACGAUGACCACGACGUCGCAAAUAUUACCUCCGCUUCAAAGCAUAUUCGCCACAGAAUCUGAUACCACUAAAGCGACAAGAACAACAAUUACUACAACUUCUAACGAGGAACAGCAUCAAGAAGUACCAGUGCAGUUAGAGCCCUCGAUGAAGUCAACAAAGUUUGAAGUUGACGAAUGUGUUUGUGAACACUAGGACUGUAUAUUUUCACCCUUGUGGUGAUGCGCUUUUUUAUAUAAUUCCCGGCCUGUUUCAGUUGUGCAAAUCGUGAAGGUUUUGCAUGAUUCUCAUGCGGUUGCAAAGUUGUCAAAUGUGUGGACCUUCUUGUUCAUAAGUAUCACGAUAAGGAUCCACAUCAUUAGCAUGGUACUCCAGUGGUGUGAUCUUUGUCACUAUGGGACUGCAACGAUUUCCAUCAUGUUCAUGCUGUUGAUGAUCUUCAUAUUCAUGAAAGUACUAGGAUCAUCGUGCUCAUCUUCUUCGUCUUCUUAUUUCUAUCAUUUGCAGAACAGGGGAACUGGAUCAUAUCCCCCCUUAAUCUAUACUCCAUCUAAUGAAUGACGUGUAGAUUACAAUAAAAAUAGUGGUUGCAAGUUCGACUGUAUUCCAGCGAAUGAAUACAAUACGGAAAAAACAUGAUGCAUGUUAUGACUGAAGAUGAAUAAUUUUUGUUGCACAAUAUUAGAAACAUAGGCUAUUUCUACGUAGCCAAGUAUGAGACUUAGAGUUCUUCUCCAAAGUCUUCUUCAACAACAUUCUCAAUGUUGUUUUGUUCUUCUCCGUUUUCCUCAGGGGCAGCGGCUGCUUCCGCCGGUGCUGCCUCUGCUGGUGCUGCUUCUCCCUUUUUUCUGGCUUUCUUCAGCGGCGGCCCUUUUGCUCCACCGUCUUCUUGUUUACCUUUCCCCUUUUUGCCUUUGCUUUUGUCUCCUUUGUGCGGCUGCUGCUCCGCUUGCUUCCCCUUUCCUUUGUGGUAGCUGCUGCUGUUCUUCGUCGCCGAACUACUUCUACUACUGGAACUACUAGAAGAAGAAGGAGUCUGCUUCCCAGGUGCCAUUUUGUGGGACACCCGUGUCGACGUUGGACAGGCUUGAACGAGGUUGAUUGUAUUCUCCAUAACUCCCAUGGAUCCAACGGCAUCCAAGUUACUCACCGUCUCCCGAGCGUAAAUUAAACGGAGAAUGCAAUUGUGGAAGAAUGCGCUUCCUUCUUUCCUCAUUUUCCUUGCCAGGUCCCAAUACGCAGUCUGCAGAGCAAGACCCAUAUCCGAGCAUUGUCGACUGUAGUGAGAAUUCAUGUUCGGGCCGUGGUUGAUUAUCCACUCCUUCCAAACAUUCUUCUCUUGGACAAGCAUGCACGAUAAGCAUAGUUGGAAUGCUUUUGCGUAGUCGCCGUCCGACCUACAUCCUUUCAAAGUUGCGACGUGUCGCCCAAUGAUCUCGUAGAAGAUGUGACUCUUUAUUCCGAGAUCAGCUGGAAAAGCAGGCGAAGGGGGUCUUGUAGCAAGUGACACCUCGUUACCUCGGAUUGCUGACAUCAAAGAUUGACGCCAAGCCUCCGUCCCUUGUAGUCGUUGAGGCUCCUUCGGAACGAUUACUCUCGCGAAGCCCGACAUUUUGUUUUUGUUUUGGGUAGUUGUAAUCUAUAUUGUUAGAUAAUUACAAAAUACAACGGUAAACUAUUGAAGAAAUACUAUACGCGCACUAAAUAUUUAUGACUAGGACCCAGUUAGAAAAAGACGAAAAACAAACUUCGAAACAGUAAGCAAGAAUAUGCAUGAAAAUCCGAUAGCGUUUAACGAACUUAACAGAUGCAAGCAUCAAUACACACGAGAUCCGACAACGAACCUCGAUGAGUAGAAAAAAAAUUAAGUUUACUUUUUGGGUUUUGUUCCUGCGAUUUUAUGGCAUAGACUCACAAAUGUCGGCUUAUUAAGUGCCUUUGUGAAGAUGUCUGCCUUUUGCUCGUCAGUGGGACAGAAGUGUAGAUCUAAUUUCCCUUCUCCGACAACUUGGCGGAUCCAGAGUAAUUUAAGAUCCACAUGCUUGACCCGACGAACUUCUGGCGAUUCGCCGACCGCUUUCGCGCUUCGGUUAUCGAUCAUUAAAGGAAUUGGAGCUAAAGACUUUUUCAAGCGGCCACGUGGAUCCGUCGACUUUGAUUGUCGGCUAUUGCCUAGAUUUUCAAGUGAUUCCUGAAGUAGUCUCCGGAGGUAAACUGCCUCCCGCGCGAUUUCAGUCGCGGCUAUAAGCUCCGCUUCUGUCGUUGACAGUGCUACGACAGGCUGCUUUUUACUUCGCCACGCGAUAGGCGUGCUCUUGGUUUGGCCUAAUUCGACGAGACCUCCACUGACCGUUCUACGGGUCUUUUUACAUGUUCCCCAGUCAGCAUCUGUCCAAGCUUUUGGAGUUAAGUCACCGUCGCGACCAUCAAUGUCUAGGGCGAAGCUCCGCGUCUUGCGAAGAUAUCCUAAUAAUCGAUCACACACUCGCAGGGCCACUGGCGUGGGCUCCUCUAGACAUGUGGAUAGGUAUUGAACGACAUACGCAAUGUCAUACCGUGUUGAUGUACAUUGGUACAUGACCGCACCGACAGACUUCCGGUAGGUCGAUUUUUGUACGCGUGUAGCGAUUUUCGGGCGAGAUUUCUCAGAAGGCUCUUUUUCGAAACGAUCUAUCUCCGCCCGUGUUCUGGGAGUAUCGCACUCUUUCAGAGUUUUAUCUGAGUCAAAGUCCUGCAGAAUCUUAUCGACCAGAUUUUCUUGACUCAAGGCCAGUCUGCGUCUCUUCUUGAGAACGUUGAUGCCUAGAAACUUAUACAGUAGUCCGCCGUCCUCGAGCUUUUGCGGUUCGCGCGUAUUGUGUUCGAACCUGUCAAGGAUCCCGUUCGGGUAUGCAAAGAUAUGAGCACACAACUUCCAGGCAGUUAAAAACUUUCGAGCAGUUACAAGCCUGGCAGCCGCAAAGAAAUGAGGGGCCAGAAAGGGUGUCCAUACGGGGCCGCCACUCGUCUCGGGCAAGGAAGGGGCCGCCAGGGAGGCCAAGGCGUGCCGAAGUGGGCGUGAGUUGUUUGCUGUGUCUGUGUGUGAUUAUGGAGCGCCGCCUGCGAGCGCGCGCACGCGUGCGCCUUGUGAGUCGCGUCUUGCGAGUGUGGGCAGCGUCUUGCGAGCGCGAGCAUCGUCGUGCGAGUGGGGGCCGCGUCCUGUGGGUGCGCGCUGCGUUUUUGGGGUGUGAGUUGCGCCCUGCGAGUGCGAGGCGCGUCUUGCGAGUGUGGGCCCCGUCGUUUCUUGCGAGUGAGCCCAGUCGCGUCGUGCAAGUGAGCCCAGUCGCGUCUUGUGAGUGUGAGCCGCGUCCUGUGUGCGAGCGCGAGUCGCGUCGUGUGGGUCGCUCCUUGCGAGUGUGUGUCGCGGGUGUCUUGCGAGUGUGAGAGAGUCGCGUCCUGUGGGUGGGUGCGAGCGAGUCGCGUCCUGCGAGAGUGCGCCGCGUUCUGUGAGUGCGAGGCGUGUCUUGUGAGUGCGAGGCGUGUCUUGUGAGUGCGAGCCCCGCCCUGCGAGUGCGAGCCUCGCCGUGCGAGGCGCGUCGUGCGAGUGCGAGUGUGAGUCGGGUCCUGCGAGUGCGGGCCGCGCCUUGCGAGUGUGAGCCGCGUCUUGCGAGUGUGGGCCGCGUCUUGCGAGUUUGGGCCGCGUCCUUCGGGUGUGAGUCACGUCUUGUGAGUGUGAGGCGCUUCGUGUGAGUGAGUGCGAGCUGCGUCAUGCGAGUGCGAGCCAGGGGGCGGGCGUGGGUGUGAGUCGCGUCUCCGUGCGGGUCGCGUCUUCGUGUGAGUCGCGUCGCGUGGGUCGCGUCGUGUGGGUCGCGUCGUGUGGGUCGCGUCGUGCGGGUCGCGUCGUGCGGGUCGCGUCGUGCGAGUCGUGUCGUGCGAGUCGCGUCGUGUGAGUCGCGUCGCGUGGGUCGCGUCGUGUGAGUCGCGUCGUGUGAGUCGCGUCGCGGGAGUCGUGUCGUGUGAGUGCGCGCCGCGUCUUGCGAGUGCGGGCCGCGUGGUCGGUCUUGCGAGUGUGGGCCGCGUCAGUCUUGCGAUGUGAGCGUGAGCCGCGUCAGCCUUGCGAUGCGAGUGGGGGCCGCGUCGGUCUUGCGGUUGCGAGUGCGAGCGGUGUCCUGCGGUGUGAGUGCUAGCCGCGUCUCCUCUUGUGAAUGUGAGCCGCGUCUUGCGAGUGUGCGUCGCGCCGUGCGGGUGCGGGCUGGCUGUGUCUUGCAAGUGCGGGCCGUGUCUUGUGAGUGCGAGCCGCGUCCUGCGAGCGCGAGCCGCGUCUCGUGAGUGCGAGUCGCGUCUUGUGAGUGCGAGGCGUGUCGUGUGAAUCUGGGUCGUGUCUUACGAGUGUGGGCCGCGUCUCCUCUUGUGAAUGUGAGCCGCGUCCUGCGAGUGUGCGUCGCGCCGUGCGGGUGCGGGCUGGCUGUGUCUUGCAAGUGCGGGCCGUGUCUUGUGAGUGCGAGCCGCGUCGGUCCUGCGAGCGCGAGCCGCGUCGCGUGAGUGCGAGCCGCGUCUUGUGAGUGCGAGGCGUGUCGUGUGAAUCUGGGUCGUGUCUUACGAGUGUGGGCCGUGUCUUGCGAGUGUGGGUCGUGUGUUGCCUGUUGUGAGUGCGAGCUGUGUCGUGCGAGUCUGUCGCGCCUGGCGAGUGUGGGCUGCGUGCGUCUUGCGAGUGUGAACGCGGGCCGCGCGUGCCUUCCUUGGUGUGAGUGAGUGCGAUCCCCUUCUUGUGAGUGUGGGCCGCGUCUUGUGAGCGUGGGCCGCGUCUUGCGAGUGCGCGCCGCGCCUUGUGAGUGCGAGCCGCGUCUCGCGGGUGCUGGUGCGGGUCGUGUCUUGCGAGUGUGAGCGCGAGCCGCGCCCUGCGAGCGCGCGCCGCGGCGUCUUGCGGGUGCGGGCUGGGGUCGCGUUCUGCGAGUGCGGGCUGCGCCUUGCGGGUCGCGUCUGUCUUGCGAGUCGCGUCUUGCGGGUGUGAUUUGCGUCUUGUGAGUGCGAGCGCGUGCCGCGCUUUCUUUGCGGGCGGGGGUUGCUUUUUGCGUGUAUGAGUUGCGUCAUGAGUGUGAGUUUGAGUCGCGUCAUGUGAGUGCGGGCCGCGUCGUGUGAGCGUGAGUCGCGUCGUGCAAGGUGGAAGUGCGGGCCGCGUCUUGUGAGUGCGAUUCGCGUCCUGCGAGUGUGGGCCGCGGGCGUCUUGCGAGUGCGCGCCGCGCCUUGCAGGUGUGAGGGGCGUCGUGUGAAGUGAGUGCGAGGCGCGUCGUGCGGGUGUGAGAGAGGGUGAGCCGCGUCUUGCGAGUGUGAGUGAGCCAGUCGAGGCUUGCGAGCCGUGUCUUGUGAGUCGUGUCUUUUGAGUCGCGUCCGCCUGUGGUUCGUGUCUUCCUUGCGAGUGUGGGUCGCGUCUUGUGAGUCGCGCGCGUCAUGUGAGUCGCGCCUUGCGAGUCGCAUUUUGCGAGUCGUGUCUAGUGAGUGUGACAGUGGGCGGCGGGCUGUGAGUAUGGGCCGCUUCUUGUGAGUGCGGGCCGCGUCUUGUGAGUGCGGGCGGUGUCUUGUGAGUGCGGUCCGCGGGCGUCUUGCGAGUCGUGUCGUCUCUUGUGAGGGUGAGCUGUGUCUUGCGUGUGUUAGUCGCGUCCUGCGAGUGCGGGCUGCGUCUUGCGACCUGUAUCGCGUGGGAGCGAGCUUGUCGCGCUCGCGUCUUGUGAGUGCGGGCUGCGUGUCGUGUCUGUCUUCCUUGUGGCUGUGUGUGAUUUGCGAGCGCGGUGAGGGAGUCACCCCCUGAGAGUCGUGUCUUGCGAGUGCGGGCUGCGCUCGCGUCUUGCGAGUGCGGGCUGUGUGUGUGUCUUGCGAGUCAGUGCGAGUCGUGUCGUGUGAGUGUGAGCUGCCCCCCGUGAGGGUGGGCGCGGUCUCUCUGCGUCUUGUGUGUGCGGGCUGCGUCUUGUGAGUGUGAGCCGCGCCUCGCGAGUGCGCGCCGCGUCUUGCGAGUGCGGGCCGCGUCUUGUGAGUCGCGCACCGCGUUGGCGGGUCGCGUCUUCUCUUGCGGGUUCGCGCCGUGCCUAGCAAGUGCGGGCCAGCGAGCUUUGUCUUGUGAGUGUGCGCCGCGUCUUGUGGGCGCGAGCAGUCGCGUCGUGUGGGUGUGACUGAGUCGCGUCUCGUGGUUGUGAGUGUGGGCUGUGUCUUGCGAGUGUUAGUCGUGUCGUGUGAGUGUGGCCCGCGUCUUGCGGGUGCGAGCUUUUCGCGUCUCGUGAGGGAGUGGGAGCCGCGUCCUGUGAGGCUGAGGGAGUGUGGGCCGCGUGUGUCGAGCGGGUGCGAGCUGUGUCUCUCGAGUGUGGGUCUGUCGUGUCUUUCCAUUAGUGUCUUGCGGGUGUGCUGGGAGGGCUAUGGGUGUCUUGUGUGUUUGCCGUUGCCUCUCAUGUCUUCGCUGUUGUGGGUAAUUAAGUGUGGCGCUUGUCUUGCGUGUACUAUGGCUAUGGCCGCGCCUUGCGAGUCGUGUGGGCGCGUCCGUCGUGUCUGGCAAAGGCAAUUAUAUUUUUGCGUGGCUUUCUUAGCGACGCUGACAGCGUGGCUUCCAAGUAGGUGCGCCGCAGCUUAUAAGGCGCAUCGGCGCAAAUGCUUGCAAAGCGGGCCACAGGGCGCCGCGUUGUGCUGGGGGUUGCUUGCUUUGUAGUUUGUAUAGGUGUCUUACCAUACAGCUGGUGGGCCAAAUGGGGCGGGAGGACUGUCAAAAAGAGGCGUGGGGAAAUUGCUGAAAAGGUGCCCCGCAUUGUGAAAAAGAUCCGCGGGGCCCUGGGACUGCUGAGAAGAUCCAUGGCGCCUGGGGACUGCUAAAAAGAGCAGCCGCGACUGCUUAAAAGAGCAGCCCCGACUGCUAAAAAGAGCAGCCGCGACUGCUAAAAAGAGCAGCCGCGACUGCUAAAAAGAUCAGUCAGGACUGCUGAAAAGAGCAGUAUGGACUGCUGAGAGAGCUGCCUGGGCUGCUAAAAAGAUCGCGCGGAGGCCGUUGCCGUUAGUUUUUCCGUUGGUUUUCCGCUAUCUGUUAGUCUGUUAGUGUCUCCGUUAGUUUAUCCGUUAAUUUAGGAGACCCAAAUCUUUUAAGCAGUUCAAAGAAUCUUUUUGGCAGUUGUCGAAUCUUUUCAGCAGUCGGCCAAUCUUUUGAGCAGUGCAACUGCUAAAAAGAUCAGUGUUCAAUCUUUUGUUUAACGCCGUUCCGAACCGCGGCUAUGUCCUCUUUCCGACCUAGAAAGACUAUGCCAUCCACGUAUGCGAGCAUGCACACACGGCGCUCGCCGUGAAAAAACAUGGACGGUUCGUUUGAGCUCUGUUUCCAACCGGAGCUGGUGGCGUGUCUUGCGAACGUCUUAGCCCAGAGAGCUGGAGCACUUUUCAAUCCAUACAGGGCUUUCUUGAGUUUCCAUCGGACAUUUUCCUUUCCUUUGCGCCACUCGGGGGGUGGUAUGCAGUAGACGUCCUCGCCGACUAUGUCUGCAUAUAGGAAAGCUGUCUUGACAUCAUAUUGCUCGAGAUCAAAGUCUAGCGCCAUGGCUAUCCUGAACAUGAGCCGAAUAUUUGGGAUCCGAGGGACGGGCGAGUAGAUGCUCUCUUGGUAUUCUACUCGGUUUCCGAGCACGACGGCGCGACACUUGAGUCGCCCACAGUCUUUGACGUUAUAUAGUACUCGCAUCGGCACAGCCUUCGCUCCUGGAGGCAGGUCGUUGACCGAUAUUUCAUCGAAUACGUCUCGCCCCUUGAUCGAGUUUAGCUCUGACGCCAGCGCGGCGGCCCAGCCUCCUGGAUCCUCUGCGAGUGCCUGUUUUCGCGUCAAGGUCCUUAGCAGGAGGACAUACUCAUCGUGGGUCAGAGCGUCCGUAGUGUCGCCAAUCUCGAUUUCUGAUAGAUUCUCGAUGAUGUUGGCUAUAAAGUCGACAUUCUGAGGGGACAGGUCCUCGAUGAAUGUGACUGCCGCAGUGUGUCCACUGGGAAGCAAGGUCUCCUCUUCCUUGUGCUUACUGCGUCUCUCCAGUUCUCGCUGCGGGUUAAGGUGUACAGGCCGACUCUCUAAGCCCAUUUCCUCACGGAGCGCUUCCGCGAGUGCCACUGAUCUAUGGCGACCUUUCGAGCACUGGAGCGCGCGCUUUCCGCUCUUUUUGAGAAGUUUGGUCGCAUCGCUGAGGAAUUGCGAGUAGUUCUCAUGUGUCUUGAUACCGUCAGACACUUCAGCACAGAGGCCUGUGCUGUUUGGAAUGUACCUAGCUGGAUCAGCUGGAAAAUAUUUAUUGACUCGGAGAACAGCCGCGCUGAGGCGCUUGAGCUUGGCGGGGAUUUUGUCUCCACAGCUGAAGAGUUGACACCGACUCAGAUUCUUUGGGACUUGGAGCUUCUCCAACAUAUCACGCGUGAGACGGACUACGGACCCCGACUGUGCGGCGUCAGCCUUUUCUGGUUGUCCACUGUCUCCACUUUUGUCCGGUUUCGCUUCGGGAGCGAUGGACGGGCGGGAUGUAUCCCCCCUGUAUGUUGGCUCCGCGCCAGAGUCUACUUCCCUGGUCCUGAUGACCUUUUUCUUCUGCUCGUCCCAGACUAAAUAGUCUGGCGAUAGGUGCGAGUAUCCUACAAAAAUACCCGGAAGAUACGCGCGCUCCAUCUUCGUUUUCACGAAGUUUUUGUAUCGGCAAGGCGUCCCGAAGGUCCGCAUAUGCUGCGCGCCGGGCUUAACCCCGUUACGCUUUUCGUAGGAGCUCACGCUCCCGAGUAUCGCGCGUGGCGACCUGUUUAAUGCAUAGCAGAAUGCCUGUGCCGCGAAACCCCAAUAGGUGUCUGGGAGUCGCGCUGUAUCUAGGAGACACUUCAUCCCCUGCAUGACGAGACGAUUAUGAACUUCCGCGCUACCAUUUUGCGCCGGUGAGUACGGUGAUGUCUUGCGCGGCCUGAUGCCGUGCUUUCUCAACAGUUUGAGGAAGUCGCCGUCGAAUUCUUUUCCGUUGUCCGAGCGGCAGACUUUCGGCACUCCAAACAUGUCCAUCCAUUUCUGGAGUCCGGUGUAUGCGUCGCUUUUGCGCGCAAUUGGGAAGACUUCUACCCACGAGUCAUAUCUAUCCACGAUGAUGGCCCAGUAGCGGUUGCCGCCUAUCGAUUCAGGUAGCGGCCCGCAGAGGUCCACGCUGAUUGUGUGCCCAGCUUCGGUCGGGAGGAGUCGUUCGCGCGUUUCUUUGCUGAACGGUUUCCGGCGAGCCUUAUUCAGUCGGCAAGCCUCACAGGACGGCAUGUAGGUUGAAUGCCCCAUCCUGUUGUGGAUGACCUCUUGGGUCACGUUGAGCUCUCCCGAGUCCAGGUCAGGCCUGUAGCUGAGGCGGAAGAAGUAUAGUCCUCCCCUCUUUGUGAUUGGGAUCAGCGUCCCGCUAGGUGUUCGCAGUCCGUCGAAAUUUUCUGUGACGGUAAAACCUGCGUCCAAGAGCAUACUGAGACUGGCGAUAUUUCGCGCCAUUUUCGGAUUAUAGUACGCACGGCGAAGGGCCAACUUAUGCCCGUUGUCUGCCGUUAGUGUCCGUAGUGAUGCCAUGUAGCCGCCAUUAACAUGCGAUCCAUCCGCUUGUUGGAUUUUCCCGCCGUCUUUGGUCGGAGCACGGAUCAUGUUGGAGUCUUUGACACAAAAUAUUGUGGCUCCACUGUCUAAGAUCCACUCAGUUUCGAUCUCAUCGCUGACAGUGUGCAGAAGGAUGCUUUCGAAUUCUUGAACCGUGCGCAUGCACGCCUGAUCCAAGGGCUGCCGAGUUCCUUCUUUCUGUCCCGUCGCGGACUGAUGCUGCGACGUGUCGAGAAGUUGUUUUUGGUCGCCCUCGCUGACGACUGGCUCGCAGAUGGGACACCCAUCCUUUUGCGAGUCUUGCCUGCACGCACACGACGGAGGUUGCCGCGGCGCCAGACUGUCUUUGUCAAUAGCAUUGACGAGAUCAACUCCCUUCUCACGAAGGAAAUCGAUCCAGUGUACACUUCGUUCCUUUGCUCCAUGCAUCCCAUGGAGGCUUUCUGAUCCAGGUGGACGCCACCCGCCACUGGAUCUUCUUACCUUGGGCACGGGGACCGAGUACGAUACUAAUCCCGUCCCAAGGUUUUCCAUCCUUCUCUUUUGAGAUUCGCUGUUGAGUCACAACGGCGGCACAGCGCCGCCGAGCACUGUGAUGCGCGAGGCGAUGCCGUCCCUCUUCUUGCCUGACCCGGAUGGAUUGGUAGUCAUGCCCUUAGGCUGAUCCUUGUUUUGCGAUCCUCCAUAUUUUCCUCCUUUACCUUUUCCUUUGCCCUUACCUUUACCUUUACCUUUUCCACUGACCUCUGUCUUCUUUUGAGCCUGCCUGGAGAGUAUCUUCUUUGCCUGUUCGGAGAUUGGUUUGGUGCAUUGCCACAUCGUGUGCGCCGAAGAGCCACAGUUGUAGCACGUGCCAGCUUUGUGCUGUUUGAAUGUUGCAGGUGGGUCCGUGACUUGAAAGACUUCCUCAGCGCCCGGCGUGCGUGUAGCAGCGCGCCCGUCCAAGUUGACUUUGUUAUGCAAGGAGUAUUUUGUUUCCUUGACAACAUUCUCCAACUCGAAGUCGCCUCUGAGGUCUCUUUGGAUUCCCUGCAUUUCUUGCGAAGGGAUGUCACUCCCGAUGCCUUUGAGGUAGCACAUUCCUGCAACCUGCUCCAUCGUCAUGCCCUUGACUUUGGCAUAUAUGAUGCGGAAAUCUCGCUCCGCGCUGACAACGUUUUUUGAGGAUGCUUGGAACUCGAUGAGCUGCCAAAAGUCAUCCCAGAUUUUCUGCUGUUGACGGGGAUUUAUCCACCGCUCUAGUUCUUCCAGCAGUUCCUCGACGGUUGCGAAGGUUUUCGUCGCAAGGUGGUCGGCGCAUUCUUGUCCGAUCUUGAUGGACUGUUCGACGCGAUAGACGAGAUCAUCCAAAUCGAGAUGACGCUCAUACGUCGCGCGAAACUUUGCGAGCUUCUUGAGCCACAUAUCGUGCUCCUCAAUCUUUUUGAGUGGCACUAUGUUUUGCUCGACCUUUAUCCUGCGGCGCGACUCCACCGUUUUCCACGGUGUUUUGUCUUCAUCCUCCUCCGCCGGUGGAGGGGUUUCCUCACCCGUUUGCGAGGGGUCCUCCUCUUCGUCCGAUUUGGCGAAGUCCGUAUGGUUGUCGAUUAGGCUACUGUAGAUUUCACCGACUUCGUUGUCCUCUUUGAGAGUAUUUAUCUCCUGGAGGCAAGCAUCAAUUUGCGAUUUCAGAACUCGCUCUUCCCAGAGUGGGUCUCCCUCUUUCAGAGGUUUAGCACCCUCAGGCCAGUCUUCCCUCUUGAUUUUGCAGUAGACGAAUCUGCCGCCGCCGUGUGCUUCCGAGGGGUAGCAGUCUACUUCGGCAUCUUCGUAGUCAGGUGAGCCGUCGACGUUGAUGACGCCGCGCCUGUACUUGGUGCUGCCUUUUCUUUCGGCAUUGUAGUAUUCUGGCUCAAUGUAGACAAACGCCAUUCCACUGAUGACAUACUGCUCCAAGCGCUUCACGCGCGCAGCGUAAAUUUUCAUGGCUGGGGCCAUUUUUUUUUUUCAGUGGGGUGGGAUCCUGAUCACCACCGAAGCACCCGAGAUAUCGCGCCUUGGCGAAUUGCCGCUAGCUUUCCCACUGUGCAAGCCUCUUUAUGGGGAGAUUUUGCACGGGAUCCGACUCACGUCAAAGGGCAAGUAACAAAAUCUGCCGAAAAAAGACAAGGUGUUAGAUGGACGCGCAGCCGUGUGUCGCGAUAUCGCCCCUUCCGGGGUUUCGGGCGCACGAACUUCUCCGCCAAACGAAGAAGGACGCGUCUUUUUGUGGUGUUGCGGUCGCCUGGGCGAGCGCAGGUUUUUACUUUUGAAGCAGUCGCGUUUCGCGAAAGCUCGUUUUUCUCUUUCUUAGGUGCCGUCGGACUCAGUCCGAGGGUCUUUAGGUGUGCCGUGGCGACGGCUUUGCCCUGUCUUCGGUCGUACCGUGAGACUUUUUUUUCUUGUCUAGCUGAGGCCGUAGCCAAAGCUAAUCUGAAUUACUGUCGAGGAGCCACACCCGAACAGCUACAGACUUUUGUUUAUGGCUGCUGCCGACUAAGUCGGGAGCUUGGUGCCUUUUCUGUUUUGUUUUAGUUGCCCCGCCACUGGGCUAAAGUUGGUUUAUUUUUGUGAAGCAGAUGCUGAGUCUGCUUUAGGGUCGACGGGAUCGCUUUCGACGUAUCGAAGAACAAUGCCGCCUGGAGAAACGCGUGGGGCCAAAAUCCGACUGAAUCGGGACUACCACUGCGUACAGGAACGAAGACGCCAAAUUUUUCUAACCUAAAAAACCAAAAAAAUACUAGACCAAAAAAGUCAAAAAUUUGGUGGGUUCUAAGUCAAAAAAAAAUAUUCUAGUGCGCGUAUAAAAGGCUAAUAACUCACUGUUUGUGAACACUAGGACUGUACAUUUUCACCCUUGUGGUGAUGCGCUUUUUUAUAUAAUUCCCGGCUUGUUUCAGUUGUGCAAAUCGUGAAGGUUUUGCAUGAUUCUCAUGCGGUUGCAAAGUUGUCAAAUGUGUGGACCUUCUUGUUCAUAAGUAUCACGAUAAGGAUCCACAUCAUUAGCAUGGUACUCCAGUGGUGUGAUCUUUGUCACUAUGGGAUUGCAACGAUUUCCAUCAUGUUCAUGCUGUUGAUGAUCUUCAUACUCAUGAAAGUACUAGGAUCAUCGUGCUCAUCUUCUUCAUCUUCUUACUUCUAUCAUUUGCAGAACAGGGGAACUGGAUCAGAAUGCCGCGCCCCAACAGAAGUCGUCAAGCCCCUUUCAUCUGUCGACGAGACAUCUCUCCGAGGACUAGGAGCCAAACGACCCUCUACUCGUAUUAUCAAUACUGAUGUUACAUCAGUUACACGCUUAUUUAAUACUAGUACUACUAGUCCCAAUAAAGCUAAGCCAGCACCUUCUACUUCUAGCACUACCAGUAUUACCAAAGCUCCUGCAACAGCACGCUCAAAAACACGUCGAUUGCCACAGGGUCUUCGUUUAGUACCCAAGCUCACGCGACCGGGAUGUCCUCCAUGGGCAAACACAAGGGUCUUCAAUAAAGGGUCUUCAACAAAUGAAGAACCAACAAACACAACUCCGCCAACAAACAACAUAAGCGCGGGAGAUGUUGAGGAAGAUGAUAGAAAGAAUGUUCUCAGUCGGACAACUUUGGAGCAGUGUCUUAUUGUCCAUAUUGCUACGACAAUGCGAUGGUCACCAGGAAUGCUAGGAAUGAUCUUUUAUACCGAUGGAGGCUCUGCAGAAGAACAAGAAAACUCAGAUGGGGCUUCUAUUAAGACUAGGACACCUUCUAGUACUUUUAUCACCUUCUUCUAGUCUACUAGCUGUAGUAAGUACUCUGGGGAACGGGAACAGGAGCUUUUUCAUAAUAUCAAAGCAGUAGAAGUGAAUUACCACCAACGCCUCACUGCAUUUUGAGUUACAUUGCUUAGUAACUUACAUACUUAGUAUUUCUUUUGACAGGCACUCGCAAGUUAAAGAUAGAAUGAAAUGAAAGAACAGGAAAAAUUUGAGGUAUCUAUCGUGCUACUUUUGAAAACAGUGAAAAUAAUGUACCCUGCUACUUUAUUUGAAAACAGUGAGAAUACUCAUUCUAUGCACGAAUACUAAAUGAGUAGUCCUAGAAAUACUAACUCUAUCUUCUACGGUAAAAAUAGAGUAAAGCUAGUCUUCACAAAAAACUAUACUUUCUGUGUGAGUACCAAAAAAACCUGUAACGAGGCCACUUCUAAUUCCAAUAUCAGCAAAGUCGAACAUGAAGAAAAGAACUCUGCUUCUUCUCUUCCUCGUGGGGGUGAGGCAAGUUCUCUAUUACCUGAAAGAAACACGAGUUUCCUCAAUAAUGCAACGGCGCCCUCCGAUUUUGAUCCAAUAUAUUUGGCCCCAGAGUUAGCGAGAUAUCCCCACGAGAGACCGACAAGAGCUGCUGACAGUUGGAGUCUGGGCAUGCUGCUGUUUGAGCUCCUGACUGUUAAGGCCUGUAAAUCAUUGUUCCGAUACAGCACCUCCUCAUAUAAGACUAAGAGUCUUUUUUAACUCGUUAAAUUUAGGAAGAAUUAACAAAUACAUAUAGAUACAAAGUCAAAGACUCGUCUCUACGGAUGCAGCUAUGGACAGCAUUUGUAUUGCUCUGGUAUUCGGUAACCUGAUUUUGAUCAUAAGGGAAAACAAGAAGGGAAUCCUUGUGAUCAAAUUCAGGCUACCAAAUACUGGAGCCAUUCACCAGCAGAGACGCACACAUCACAUGACAUCCAUCUUCCUCCUCAGUAUCUUCUAAGUUUUGUCGUCGCCCUUUCGCGUCGUUUAAUGUGCUGCCGAGUUUUUUGCAUCGCCUGGCCUAUGACACAGAUAGAUUGGUAGAGACCGAGAUCCUGCGAACGAUCUGUUCUACCUUGCGGUUUUACGUAGAGAAACGGUUGGGCAUUGAUACUCAGGACGCGACGUUUCUACGCGAUGCCAGCGACAACGUUGACGGAGAAGGUGUGAUUAAGAUUGAAGAUUAAGAUUGGUACAAUUACAAAUAGUAUUUCGGUAUCUACUUAUAAAAAGGCAGGGUAGUACAUCAACUAAUACUAAAUGAUUCCGUUGUAGAAAGAUGCCGUUGUAGAUUAGAUUUCUUGCCCACGCCGGGUACCAUAGUAGAUGAAAGCAAUGACAAGUGUUCCCUCUUCCUUCCUCUGGUUCUCUCUACUCAGGGUUCUCUCAACUUCUCUGGGGAACAACUUAUAAUCAUUAUUCUCUACUCAGGGUUCUCUCAAUUUGGCUACAAAUACUGCAAGAGCUGCAAGAACCUGAAGUAAAAGAUUCUCCUUGUUGGGGAAUCUUAUACUAUGACUAAACUAUACUAAGGGGCGGGCUUAUUUCUAACCUCAGAAGGCUCUUCGAAGACGGGAACGGGGUAGAAAAGGAGAUCGAACAGCUUGAAGCGAUAGCCGGAUUUUUUUUCGACGAAAAUUGGACGAGUGGAUUGGACGCGCGGUCUCGUGUUGGCCUAAGAGUCGGAUGUUUAGAGGUCCCGAAGCUACUGCGUAAUCGCUCAACCAUGAAAGAUGUACAUGAAAAACUUCAAACAUUGCAUGAUGCUGGAGGUGCUGCUGCAUGUUCGUAUUGAGGAUUGAGGUUUUUAUGGAGCAACAGGACAAAGUAGAUGGUACAUCAAGUAUGAUUAUGUAUUCCAUCGUCUUCGUUAUUGAAGCAACACAUUCAUAACGAUGUCACGCACUAUGACGAAGAUGAGGGCGUCGCUUUUAUAAGAGGG